AUGUCUAAAGACGCGAAGGAAAAUGAAGUUGAGUUGACACGCGUUAAAGCAAAACGUUCUAUCGUAAGAAGAGCAGUGACAAAUUACGUAAAGAAAAUUGAAGGCAAUCUAAAAGAACAAGACGUUAACUUUGAAGAAAUAUCUGAAAAUUUAGAACUGUUAAAGCAAAAAGAGUCUGAAUUGAAAGAUAUCGACUAUAAGGUUGAAGCGCUAAUUGAAAAUCUUGAAGAAUUAGAUAGCGAGUUAGAAAGUGUUUUUGCGUAUAACGAAAAAGUAAUACUAAUUAAAUUUCGUGCUGAGAAAAAACUGAACGAGCAGAAGAAACCAGAGUUAAACGUCUCCAGUUUAAGUAGCGCAGAUAAAACAAAUUACGGAAGUGAAACAAUAAAGCUGCCGAAACUGUCCUUGCCCAAUUUCAGUGGCAAUAUUAUCGACUGGCUAACAUUUAAAGAUCUUUUUAAUGCAACAGUAACAAAAAAUGAAUCUCUAUCUGAUGCUCAAAAGCUUCAAUAUUUAAAAACCUCGUUAAAAGGUGAUGCUGCGAAAAUUGUAAAUUCUAUUCCAAUAUCUGAUAGUAAUUUUAAAAUUGCGUAUAAUUUGUUAGAUGAACGAUACUCAAAUACAAGAGAGCAAACUUUUGCUCACAUUAAACGCUUUUUGGAUCUUCAAAGCAUUCAAAAUGAAUCCGCUUCUGCUUUGUUGACUUUCGUAGAUAAUGUCAUUGAAAUAAUUCGUUCAUUAGAAACGCUGGGUCAAUCGGUUGAUAAAUUUGGGGAUACCUUAAUGUUGUAUUUAAUAUUACAAAAAUUAGAUACUUCCACUAAAUUAUGGUGGGAACGCCAGUCAAAGAAUUCUGAAAUUCCGAAACUUAGGGAUUUAAUAGAGUUUCUAAAAAGUUACGCUAGAACAAUUCAAAACAGUAAGGGUUCAGUCGGUAAAGUACAAAAGCCCACAAGUUCUAAAGUUAACGCUUUGGUUGCGGUUUCUGUAUGUUCAUAUUGUAAAGAUAAUCAUUACUUAUCAAAGUGUGUAAAAUUUCGCAGUCUAUCCGUACCGCAAAGAUUUGAUUUCGUAAAACAAAAUAAACUGUGUUUUAAUUGCCUCUCUAAUGUGCAUCUAAUUAGAAAAUGUAAAAGCGGUAAUACUUGUUUCAAAUGUGGGAAGAGGCACCACAGUAUGUUACAUCAAGAAAAUGAAAAUAGGUCGAUAACUAGGUUUCCUUCUGUAAGUGCUAAAGAAUUUAUUCCUUGUUCAGUAGAAACGAGUUUAGAUUUAAAUCGCAAAAAUGAAGUUACAUCUAUAGUAUGUGCAAAUAAUUCAUAUGGUAAUCAAUUGGGAACUAGUAUGAAUAAUAGCAAUUCAUCUGUUCUUUUAUGCACUGCUGUAAUUAAGAUUAGAAAUUCUAAAAAUGAGUGGAUAAGUUGUAAAUGUUUGCUGGAUACGGGCUCAGAAAAAAAUUUCAUUAGGAAAGAAUGUGCCAAGCAAUUGGGAUUGAAAAUUAACCCUGCUCAAAUUUCAGUUUCCUGUUUAGGAAGUUAUAAUACGCUAAGCAAUGGAGCAGUCGAGUUAGUAUUUUCCUCUCAUUUUGACACUGAAUUUAAGAUAGUAACCUCCGCUUACGUCAUUGAUAAAAUUUGUGGGGAAUUGCCCAAUUCAACUACGCCUGUGAAAUGUUUUAAUGAGUAUAAGGAUUUAUUGUUAGCAGAUCCCUCUUAUUUUAAGAAAGAAAGCAUAGACAUUCUAUUUGGGGUAAAUGUAUUUUUUUCGCUUGUAAACGGAGAGGUAAUAAAACGGGGUGAAAAUCUUCCGUUCGCAGUAUGUUCUAGAUUAGGGUGGAUAAUCGCAGGAGCCACAACGCUCAGCUGUUGUGACUUAGAAUCUAGUUCUGUUAAUAGUUUAAGUGUUAGUACAGAUGAGCUAGUUAAGUCGUUUUGGGAAUUAGAACAAAUUCCGUCAACACAAUCGCUUACAAGGGAAGAAAGGCUUUGUGAAACGCAUUUCUUAGAAAAUUAUACGCGCAAUAAAGAAGGAAGGUAUUCUGUUAGACUUCCGUUUAAACCUAAUAGAAAAGUGUUAGGUAACUCCAAGGCCACCGCAUUUAAAAUGUUUCAUAGUCUAGAAAAAAGACUUCUAAAAAUGCCUGACAUUUAUUUGCAAUACAAAAAGUUCAUGACAGAGUAUCUCGAUCUUGGGCAUAUGGAAAUCGACAAUACGGUAUGCAAAGAAAAUGCUCAUUAUUGUAUUCCGCAUCAUCAUGUAAUUAAUGAGUCUAGUUCCACCACAAAAUUAAGAGUUGUUUUUAAUGCUAGUGCAAAAACUACAUCUGGUGUAUCAUUAAAUGAUACGCUUAUGAAUGGUCCAAAGGUGCAGGACGAUCUUUUCGCUAUUUUAUUGAGGUUUAGAUGUCAUAACAUUGCAAUUACAAGUGAUUUACAAAAAAUGUAUCGCCAGAUAGAGAUUCAUGAUGCAGAUAGAGAUUUUCAAAAAAUUCUGUGGAGGGAUGACCCCACUAAACCAAUUUCGACUUAUAGGUUGUGUACUGUCACAUAUGGUACCGCAUCUGCUAGCUAUUUAGCUACGCGAGUACUUAAACAGCUGGCAAUUGAUGAGGCAGCGAGAUUUCCAAAGGCAGUUGAUCUAAUCAUGCAUAAUUUUUACGUUGAUGACUGCCUGUUUGGCGCUAAAACGCAAGAGGAGGCGAUUGAUCUUAUCCAUGAACUGAAUGAUCUCCUUAGAAGAGGACAAUUUAAAUUGCACAAGUGGUGUACUAACAAUUCGUUUGUGUUGGAAAGACUACGCAAAUCAGAGGGCUUGUCCGCAUGUUCUUCUAGUACCGCCGAUUCUAAAUUUAUUAAAGUAUUGGGAUUGAGAUGGAACCCAACGCUCGACGACUUUACGUAUAACAUUCAUUUUUCGGAUAAGCACAGAGCCUUCCCUACAAAAAGAUCUAUUUUGUGUAGUGUGUCAAGCAUUUUCGACCCCCUUGGGUGGUUGUCGCCAUUUAUUAUAACUGCAAAAAUUUUGAUUCAAGAUUUGUGGAAAUGUCAGUUAUCGUGGGAUGAUCCUGUGCCUCCGGAGCUUAAGGAGCGAUGGAUUAAUUAUAGCAACGAUAUUUCUCAACUUGAACCUGUAACGGUGCCUCGAAGAGUUCUUUUGCACGAAGCGUCUAAUAUUGAACUGUAUUGUUUUUGUGAUGCCUCUGAGAAGGCAUACGCUGCAGUAAUUUACUUAAAAUCUUCUGAUACGUCCAGUCAUCAAGUUAGCCUGUUGACAUCGAAGACUCGUGUUUCACCAUUGAAAACAAUAUCGAUUCCGCGCCUUGAACUUUGCUCAGCUGUGUUGUUAGUGCAUUUACUACAAAUGGUUCUUUCGUCAUUACAUAUUCAAAUUGAUGCAAUACACGCCUUCACAGAUUCCACAAUCGUUUUAGCAUGGGUAAGAUCUGAGCCGUGGUGUUGGCAAAUAUUUGUUGCUAACCGGGUUUCUGAAAUACAAGGGAUCCUUCCUAUUCAACACUGGCGCUGGAUUCCUUCAGACCAAAAUCCAGCAGACUGUGCAAGUAGAGGACUUUUACCCUCUGAACUGCUUAAGUUUGACUUAUGGUGGUCUGGUCCUCCUUGGCUUAGACACGAGGAAAUUCCACAUGUAGAAGUACCAUUGUCAACGGACGCUCUAAAAGAAGAGCGAAAAAAGGCUUCGUGUUUAUAUGGAACAUCGUCUGUUGAUUUUCCAAUAAUUGUUAAAGUUUCAUCAUAUAUUAAAUUACGCCGCGUGAUAGCAUGGUGCCUACGUUUCAUUAAAAAUGCUCGAUAUCCCAAAAAUCGAAACAUUGGCUAUCUGACUAGUGAUGAAAUGAAAGCCGCUAGAAAUAUUUUGGUGAAGAUAGUUCAAAAGCAAGAGUUUUCCACUGAGUAUCUUCAUUUGGAGAAUAAAAAACCACUUCCUGCCAAUAGUAAAUUACUUUCCUUAAAGCCAUUUAUAAAUGAAGAUGGUGUAAUACGUGUUGGUGGUAGACUGGAAAAUGCUCCUUUUUCAAAUGAAAGAAAACAUCCCAUUCUCCUGCCAAAGCAUCACCACUUAACUACCAUUAUCAUUCGCUCCUAUCAUGAAACAUAUUUACAUGCGGGUACUAUUCUUUUGUUAUCUGUUAUACGUAAGGAGUUUUGGAUAAUUAACGCUAAGUCGGCCAUUAAAAAGGAAAUUUGGAAAUGCAUUAAGUGUUUCAAACUCAAGGGAAAAACAGCAACCCAGGUGAUGGCUGAUUUGCCGCGUGCUAGAGUAAUGCCAUCACGAGUGUUUUCAAAAACCGGUCUAGACUUUGCAGGACCCUUUCUAGUAAAACCGCGAUCUGGCCGCGGGGUUAGAACCUUAAAAGUUUACAUUUGUAUUUUUGUGUGUUUAGCCGUAAAGGCUGUGCACAUUGAAAUUGUUGGCAACUUAUCUGGAGACUGUUUUAUAGCUGCACUAAAACGAUUUGUGGCGAGACGAGGAAAACCAAGUGAGGUAUUUUCGGAUUGUGGGUCAAAUUUUGUAGCUGCAAAUAAAGAAUUGAAUAGAGUUAUUGCACUUCUCCAGAAGGAAGAACCCGUUCAUAAUUAUUUCGCCAACGAGGGAAUUAAAUGGAACUUUAAUCCACCUUCCGCCCCUCAUUUUGGAGGAAUUUGGGAGGCAGCUGUCAAAUCCGCUAAAUCUCUCCUAAAACGUACAAUAGGAGACCAAAAAUUGACUUUGGAAGAAUUUUCAACGCUAACGACACAAAUUGAAUCUUGUUUGAAUUCCCGACCGUUGAGCCCUUUGUCAGAGGAUCCAUCCGAAAUGUCUGCUCUUACUCCUGGGCAUUUCUUGGUUGGUACAUCGCUUUCUUCAAUACCAGAAGAAAAUCUUCUCAACGAAAAAAUUCCCCCUUCUUAUCGCUGGAAAUUAACUCAACAGAUUUUUCAGAGUUUCUGGAAACGAUGGUUACAUGAAUAUGUUUCCGCGUUGCAACAGCGAUCCAAAUGGGUACGAGAACAAUCAAAUAUUAAAGUAAAUGAUUUAGUUUUAAUUAAAGAGGACAACGUUCCUCCUCUGAGGUGGAGGUUAGGUAGAGUAAUGGAAGUUUUCCCUGGUUCGGAUCAGAAUGUGCGAAUUGUUAACAUAAAGACCGAUACUGGAUUUUUUCGCCGACCAAUUCAUAAAUUAGCAGUUUUGCCUAAUAUGGACUGA
Molecule: messenger RNA, 5205 nt
Organism: Uloborus diversus
Lineage: Eukaryota; Metazoa; Arthropoda; Arachnida; Araneae; Uloboridae
Exons: 1
Coding region: 1-5205 (1734 amino acids)
Biological process (GO): DNA integration
Molecular function (GO): nucleic acid binding
Source: RefSeq, a predicted model, not a curated record